This is a messenger RNA of Schistosoma bovis, 517 nucleotides long. The record is from the annotation of a GenBank genome assembly. Lineage: Eukaryota; Metazoa; Platyhelminthes; Trematoda; Strigeidida; Schistosomatidae.
AUGUCGACUGGUGGUUAUCAUCAUGCAAUAAUUUUAUCACCUGCUUUCUAUGCAAGACAAUGUUAUUCAGAUAAUAUCAGUAAUGAUUCAUCAUAUUGGAAACAUGAAGAUGCUGCUAGACAUUUAUCAAAUCAUGUUAUGAAUAAAUAUCCUAAUUUAAAUGUUUUAUGUUUAAAUAAUUCAACUUAUAUGAAAAAUGAUCUCUGGUCAGAUUCAACACGAAUUAAUGCUUGUUUAUUUUCUCAAGCUAGUCGUAUUGUUUUAUUUAUACCGGAUGAUGCAACUGAACAUAUUACUUAUUUCAGUCGACAUUGUUUACAUCCAUUACUAUGUAGAUCACGUGAUCAAGGUGGGCGACCAGAAUGGCAUUCACGUUUUAUUGCUGUUGCUAUAGGUAGUGUACAAGUGCCAAAUCAAUUAAAUCCAGAUGUACCAUUUAUAAAUGUGAUACGUUUUCGUGAAAUAGGAUGGUUUAGAGACAUUAUGGGAAUGAUGUUAUUGGAAAAAGCAAUUAAAG